AUGAAUAGUAGAUCAAUAAUAGAAUUACCGCAAUUAAUAAUAGAUCAAAUCAUUGAAUUAAUAAAAGAUGAUAUAGAUUUAAUAUGUUUGUUGUUAACUUGCAAGAGAUUACUAUCAUUUAAGAAAAGAUAUAGUUUUAAAGAAUUAUGUAAAACUAUACGACUUGACGAGAGUGACGUUGUUUCAAAGAGAACAUUGUCAACAAGAACUUAUCGAUGGGAUGGAGAAUACUUUGAUGGUAACAAGAUUGAAAUUGAAAGAAUAGCUAGAUUCUAUUCAACCAUCAUACAUAGAAUACACCAACAAUUUAGUAUGCCUUUAUUUCAAGAUUUGUUAUUAAAUGCAUUGGACAAGUAUUUGUUGAUCAAUGAUCUCAAUUCAAUUGGAAUGUCAGAGAUGGGAGACGAUCAACUUGGACUUCAACUACAAUACAUUGUCCAUUUCAACAAUCCCUUUUUAAAGAGAAUAUCAAUUGAUUUGUUUGGAAAGGUAUUGGUUGAACGAAUACACACUCUAUUCCUACCAUCAAACUAUCAAUAUUCAUUGGAUGGUUUGGAUAAACUAGUUAAUCUAAAUACUUUGGUUAUGACUAGUUUCAAUAACAACAAACAAAUUGAAAAAGAUCAAUUACCAAAAUCACUCAAGAGGUUGUUCAUUCGUAAUCAAAUGAUAGAUGGGUCAUUUCAAGAUGGAGCUCUUUAUAAAGGAUUAGAAGUAUUUUCUUUUAUUGGAGAUACUAUUUAUUCUGAUUUUAGAUUUGGUCAUCCUAUUACUAUACAUACAUUCCCAAUGACACUACGUGUACUUUGUCUACCGUUAUCGUUCAAGUAUCCAACUGACCCUUUACAACCUGGGUUUGUACCACUACCAACUAGUCUAGAGGACUUGUGGUUAAGUACCAUUCAACCAAUUGCAACUGAAACAUUCCCAUGUCCACAUUUGAAACGACUAUCAAUUGUCUCUGGAUCGAUCGUCUUUUCAAAUACCAGUGUCAUAUUGCCAUCCGAUAUCGAGUAUCUCAGUUUAGAGUUUAAUAGAUGUCAAGAUGUUUUACCUGGAUUGAUUCCACCUCGAGUCUGUCGGCUACAUCUUAGACUGUUCAAAGUACCAAUCUCUUCAUUGACCAUCCCAUCAUCAGUCACUCAUUUAUUCUUGCAAAAUCAACAAUCGAGAAUACCCACCAACUACUUUAUCUUUGGUCAUCCAAACUGUCAAAUUAAAUAUCUAAAGAUACAAGACUAUAGCUUUGAAAUCAAUUCAAGUACAUUGGCAGGAUACAACAAUAGGUCAUUGGAAAAGUUGGAUAUUGGUAACGGUACUAUAGAUGAGUACAAAGCAAUACAAGUUGGUUCAAUACCUUGUAAUGUAAAGACACUCAUUCUAAGAAGAUAUCCAAUAGAGAUUGUGAGUGGGUUGAUUCCACAGUCUGUACGUGACCUAAGAUUACACAGUUACAACUUUAGUCUUGGCAAGAUUGAAUUCCCAAAACUAUUGGAAUCAUUCUUUUCAACAACUGAACGGUCUAGACCAUUUGAUACGACAGGUCUCUUGGCGACCUCUGCCACUUCCCUACGUCGUCUCGAAUUGGAUAGGGAAUUUCCAAUGGAUGUUAAACCCGCCACAUCAGGUAUCAUCAUUAAAGAUUUUAAGAAUCUUGAACAAUUACAUUGUUGUGAUAUUACAACAGGGUUUAAUAGUGAUAAUCUAUCAUCAACUAUUAUAGAUUAUCAAAUACCAUAUAAUACUACGGUGACUGAAUUAUUCAAAUCACACUCACAAUACAAUAAUAAUAAUAAUAAUGGUAGAAUACCAAAACAUAUUAAACAUAUCACGUUAAAGAAAUCAGUAGAGCAACUAACCGUUGGUGAUAUUGCCAAUCUACACAGUUUCUCUAUCUUGCACCAUCCAGAGUUGUCGUCAAUAGACAUACGUAUUCUGGAUGAUCAUCACAUACUGGUGUUUUCACAAACCACCAAAGAAGGAGGAGUACUUAGGUACACUGAUCCCUCGGUAUCAAAUGUACCCAUAGUCAACUAUUUACCAAAUCAAAUCACCAAAUUUAUCUAUUCUUUAGAUUAA
Molecule: messenger RNA, 2079 nt
Organism: Cavenderia fasciculata
Lineage: Eukaryota; Evosea; Eumycetozoa; Acytosteliales; Cavenderiaceae
Exons: 1
Coding region: 1-2079 (692 amino acids)
Source: RefSeq, a predicted model, not a curated record